Messenger RNA from Drosophila mauritiana, 5419 nucleotides. It is a transcript of the gene Afti, whose product is annotated as nascent polypeptide-associated complex subunit alpha, muscle-specific form. Bases 390 to 3872 code for a protein of 1160 amino acids. The record is from RefSeq and is a predicted model, not a curated record. Gene Ontology annotation, molecular function: clathrin binding. Gene Ontology annotation, biological process: intracellular transport. The transcript has 5 exons. Gene Ontology annotation, cellular component: trans-Golgi network membrane; AP-1 adaptor complex. NCBI's taxonomy places the organism in Eukaryota, Metazoa, Arthropoda, Insecta, Diptera, Drosophilidae.
CAAAAGUUAAACGUUCACACUGAGGGCAGAGGAAAAAGUAUUGUUUUCUGGAAAACAUGGCUAAUUGCAGCUAAAACGCGACUUGCUAAUUCGGCAAAUCAGAUUUUAGAGCCACCAAUAAGGCGACAAUUAGGCAAAAUACAGGGACAAAUGAAAAUUGACGCGUGUUAAAUGCAAACAAGAAAAUUCCAACACAGACCUUGAGUGGCUAACACACACACACACUCGCAGGCCCUCCACACCUGCGUCACACAUACACACCACACACACAGUGAUAAAGCGGAGCGAGAGGGAUAGAAGAUCAAACCGUUCCCAGCGUUUUUGUUGUUCUUCUUGAAGCAGGAAGUGAAUUUUAGGGGAUCCUUUUACUGAAUUUUGCAGCUGGCAUUAUGGUGAAUGUACCCCCGCUGCUCUGCAGCACCCCCCCGCCCAUCGAUUUUGGGGAGGAAGACGACGAUUCCGGUUUACAAUCCACCAUCCAUUUGGAGGAGGGUGACGAAUACUCAAAUUUUGGCUUAGUCAGCAGCUCGAAAGAACCCCCUCCACCACCAGAUCCCGUGGAGGAAUUUCGAGAAAAGCCACCCGAUUUGCUGGAAGACAAACAAACCGCCGAGGCAUUUAAUUACCAAGUGAAACAGACGAUGGAUUACGAUGUUUUCGAGGAAACAGCACCGCCGACGCCGCCUCCGUUGAGCUUGGAACUGGAUGAUGAGGAACUGGAGGAGCAGGUGCCCUCCCUUAAGUUGGACAGUCUAAGUCUCUAUUCCACGGAAAGCGUUUCUGCCGCCUCCACACUCUCACCGGUUGCGGAGACUAGUGCAGUUGCUCCGCCGGCUAUGCAAACAACCAAAGCCCAUGUCCUCAGCCACCAAGUCACGCUGGAGGAUGUGUCCGAUGACAGCGACGAGGAGUGCUCGCCAAAGAAGCCCAAAGAACUAUUUAUACGCGAGGGAGCUGUGGAUUUCUUUGCCAUAGAGGUAUUGGCCACUCCAACCCAAAAAAAUGGAGAAGGCUUUUCGGAGGAGAAUGUGGAUACAGGGAAAGGAGAAAACGUAGAGAAUACCUCCCAGCCAAAGGAAAGCUUUCGAAGUCUUGAAGCCCAGGAGGAAAGUUCAAAUACCUUAGAAAAGCCUUUGGAAAAUCAAAUCCAUGGCUUAUCAAGUCCUGCAAAUCUGGAGGAAUCCCCUCACGAAUGGGGUGAACCAGCAAAUAGUGAUACAUUUUCAUUUAAAAACUUUGAAGCGACGCCAAAAGACAUAGUACACAAAGAAAUUGUUCCCGAAAUGCAAGAGCCAGAAGAUGAUGAUGACUUUGGUGACUUUGCGGACUUCUCAGCGGCAGAACCACAACUAGAAAUCAAGGAGAAUCCAACGUCUUCCUUUGAGACACCUUCCUUAGCAAUCAAUUCCCGAACGGAAUCUCAACCUCUAGAGGUUAAGAUGGCUCCUACCACAGAAGAAUCUUCUAAGUUACCUCCUGCAGAGUCCGAUGAUGGCUUCGACGAUUUUCAGGAGUUUGCCACUCCUGCGAAUGGAAACCACGGUCAAAGCGAAGACGACGAUGAUUUUGGCGACUUCGCGGAGCCCGUAGUGGCUCCUGUUUCUGUACCUCCGCCACCGCCGCCAGCUGCUGUCCACCUGAGCAUAGAUGAAAGGGUUAAGCCAGUCCUUGAAAUGAUGUUUCCACAGCCAAAGGAGCCGGACAGCAAAAGUAUGGACAAUCGCAGGCCUUUGGCGCAGUGCCAGCGAUUCAACUUUGGUGCCAUAGAGCAUGCCCAAGCCCUCGAUUACCAAUGGAGCAGCUCGGAAAUGAGACACGCCCUCGUUCGAUCGCUGGGCAUCGAUUCAAGGAAUAUACUCUUCGGCGACAAGUGGAACUCAUCGAUGCCACGUUUUGCUGCCAACCUGAGCUUCGAUCCACUGAAGCCGCUGAAACCUCAAUCAACGGGCGCCGCAAGCAGCCUGGAGCCCAUCUCCAAUCCCACCAGCUACCAGGAAUCACAUGUACAGACAUUACAAUUGGAACAACUAGACCAACUAACGGUGGUGGCUAAUGCUGAUAAAAUAAAUCUUGUUACCUCUAACUCCCACACCAAUAACAACAACGAUAAUGGUGAUAACGACGUUGCUGCACCCGUUGAUCAACUGGAUUGUUUGCCACCUGUGAUGGAUUUGAUGACCCAUAACGAUCACAAUUUGACAAUCGAUUUGCACCACUCUCCACCACUCACACAUUUUGCCACCAUCUGCAACAACAAUAAUAACGAUAAUAACAAUCCCAACAAUCUUAACAACAAUCAUGCAAAAAAUACUGCAACAAUGACAAUAACAAUUAACACUAACCUCACUGCUCACGACGCCUUGCUGGAUUUUAGAUUGGAAAACGCCCCCGCAACAACGGCGAGCCAAACUGAAACGCGGACUGGCUCGUCUCAUGGGGAAGGCUCCACCGGCUCCUGUUCCGCCAGCAAUUCCGACGGCGAAGAGCGACCGAGUCAUAGCCACCAGCCAACAGCAGUCCCCAGCCCCGAAUCGAACCAUAUUGAAUCCACAGCAGCGGCAUCAGCAGCAGCUGUUGCUGCAGCAGCAGCGACGCUACCGACUGCUCUAUCAGCAGACAGCCCUGCCCACAAACUCAACGGCGGUGAGCAGCUGCAUCAGCAGCGGCCGGAGCCGGAGCAGUUUGAUUUGAGGACCACUCCUCCGGCCGCACCGCCAGCUCAGGAGGAGGUCGUGGGCAGCACGAUGGCCAGCUAUUCGGUGCCGCUGAAGGAGACCCACAUCUAUACACCCUCCAAAUCGGAUACGGCGGUGGCCAAGACCACUACACUGGCGCCCAUUGAUUUCGACUACGAGAUGGCUGCGACGGGCAUUAUCAUCGAUGAGACGGUGGUGAAGAAGGAGUAUCGCGAUGUGGAGUACAAACCCCCAUUUGGUCUGGAUUCGCCCAGCAAACUGAGUGGCAAUGGAGCUGCCAGCAGCUUUCAGUUGCCACCACAGACGACGGAAGAUGACGACUUCAGUGAUUUUCAAUCUAUGCCGGCGCCAAGGUCUCGCAUCGAUACGCCCACUUUUGGUGAACAGAUGAUCCUUAGUCCGGCUAUUCUGCUGCCCCAAGCCAUUCCACUGGCAAAGAAGCCAGCUGCAACUAUUGAAUGGGGCGACAAUGCCCUGUCCAGCAUAAAUGCCGAGGAAAUGGCCAGGAUAGAGGAGUUGUUCUCCUCGCAGGCCAAACCGCUCACCAUAAGCGCUUCGGUGGCCAAGAAACCAGCUCCUUCCACGCCAGCUCAGUCUCAACCUCAAGAAGACGAUGAAUGGUCGGACUUUGUCUCUGUGCCAGUCACCCAACAGCAAUCGCAUCAUCAGCAAAACGCAAUCGCUAACAACAAUAAUGUAGUCAACAGCAACACUAGGAAACCAGCUGCACCCAAAGAAGAUGAUUGGUCGGAUUUUGUGAGCAGUACUCCGCCGACACGACCGGCUCCACAAUUCAAUUCCGGUGCCUGGCAGAGCGCUAAUUUCUACAACAAUCCCUUGAGUUUGUACCAGGCGCAGCAGCAGCUGCAGCAACAGCCUCAUAGCAAUCUAGUGCCCAAGGGCAGCACCAGCAGCAAUAACAACAAUGUGCCAGCCAUUCCGCAGCAAAUACACAUCAUGCACGACUUCUCGACUGCACCCGUCUCUGGAGGAUUGGGUGUGGGUGCCACCUACCAGCAGCAGCAUCAGCGACAGCAGUUCCAAAUUGGCAACGCCAAGGUGGCCCCGCGCAUCUCCCUGAUCCCCGAUCUCAGCUUCGUUGCACCGGCCUUGCCCACAAAUGCUGGUGCGUUCAUGGGUGCGCUUCCGAAACCCAGUUUCGGUGGCAAGAAAUGACACAAGAAGCUGAGGGUGGGCAGUGGGCGGCUCCAGCAGCAGCAGCGUCCGCAUAUGGGCGCUCCACGCCCACUGGGUGGCGGCGAGGCCACCAUCCUCACAUAGGCGAAAGGGUCGAUCGCGCCCCCGGGGGAGCCAGUCAGUAUUAUGAAUCCGUCUGAUAUUCACCAUAAUCCGAACCGUCACACAUUGUAGUUUUGAGGCAAGCUGUGUUCCAUGUUGUUGUCGUUGUUGUUAACCUUGUCGUUGGCAUAAUUGUUGUUGUUGUUGUGCAUGCAUGUUGUAGUCUUAGGCGUAAAAAUCAGGACUUAGAACGAAACGAAAAAGUAACCAUUUUGUGCAAUAGUUUGAUUCUAAAUUUAUGUUGUACUUAAUUUGACGAAAAGAAACAGUUUUCAAAAAGAAUAUUUUGUAGAGCGAAAAAUCUGUUAGUAUGCUUGGAAAAUUUUUUGUUUUUAUCUAAUAUUAAUUUAAUGAUUCCAUAUACUUUUGGUAACAAAAUUCCAGAUGAAUUGUAAAGAUUUGAUUUAAAGCCCAGUGAAAAUAUGUACUUUAAGGGAUAUUUCUGAAAUUCUGCGAGAUUUUAAGAUUUAAGCUUAUGCAUCUGUUAGCAUGCAAUAUCUCUAUGCGGUCAUAUCAAAAUAAAAACAUAAGGAUUCAUCAUAGAUGACCAAAACAAAAGAUACAAAUUAAAAACAAGGAUUUCGGAAGUAUCCCACGUGAAGAGAAAUUCUGAAUUACUUUUAAAAAUGUAAAACUAUUAGUUCCAUGAUGUAAUUAGCUUUAAUCAACCCAAAGUAAGCACCCUAAAUCGGAGUACUCCGCCUAUCUGAGGAAUUAAUGCGCAGCAAAGCCUACAAUGCAUUCCACUGGCGAACUUCCCUCUUUGUAUAUCCAUAACAAAUACUCCAAUGCGAUUGCGGGCCACCACCACCACAUGGAUGAAAACCCAACCCGCCUGAUGCGAAUUUUUUCUAUAUUGUGUACUUAACAAGCGACAGGAAAGCGAACUAACCAAGCAAACAUAGUUAACGUUGUAUAUGAAAUAGGAUUUGUUAGUUGAUAGAAGAACUCCCGUGCAUUCCAAGUGUAAAUGAGUGUGACUGGCUGCCAUGAUGAUCUCCAGGAAAUCGCUGGAAAACGAAACCCAAUCCGCUCCAGUUCUUGAUUAUUGUUUUGUUCGUGUUAAUGUGUUUUCAUUUAUUUAUUUUACUUUAUGUUACGCACUUUAAGUUGAAUGUGUCUGUGUGUUGCGUGUGUGUGUCUGAAAAUUAUAAACAAUUAUCGACUAAAACUAAGUGUUUGAUGUAAUCAUAUGUUUUAGGCUUAAAUGUAAAUUACAAAUAGAUUUCAAUUUGUUUUGUUUCAUUUUGCCAAGUCAAUGAAAAAAAGGUAAAAACAAGAACAUGAUUAUAGAUGGUUGCUGCUUGGUUUAAAUAAAUGAAUUACCUAUGUACUAGAACGUAUUAAAAUAUAUUUACCAUAUUGUAUAAUUAAAAGAUAUGCGCUGAUUAAAAUAAACCUAUUUGAAAAACAAAAUCCUUCAA